This is a messenger RNA of Quercus robur (English oak), 540 nucleotides long. RefSeq lists its product as uncharacterized. Lineage: Eukaryota; Viridiplantae; Streptophyta; Magnoliopsida; Fagales; Fagaceae. The record is from RefSeq and is a predicted model, not a curated record. The transcript has a single exon. The coding region runs from base 1 to 540 and encodes 179 amino acids.
AUGGAUCAAGACCAGCCCAACCAAGACAGUAAUACAAGAAAUGCUCUUUUAGUUGUGGCUACUUUGAUUGCUUCCGUGACCUUCCAAGCAGGAGUCAACCCUCCUGGUGGGGUUUGGCAAGAAAACCCACCCCCCGAUCUUGCUCCUCCUCCUGCUGCUACUACUAUCAAUACGAACCCAAGCCUUCUCAGCCCUCCUAAUUAUAGGGAUACACAUAAACCUGGAAAGUCCAUUUUAGCUAAUAAUAGGAUAUCCUAUGGCGUUUAUAUUGUCUGCAACACUGCAGCGUUUUCUACGUCGGGUUACAUGAUUGGAUCUCUGGUCGAAGUAUCAGGAAGCUUUAAAGUAUUGGUGCGGGUUGCCCUAUUUUUCAUGGGAGCCACCUACAGUGCUUCAGUCUUGGCUGUGCUGCCAGAUCAUGGACCUCUUAAUACUUACUUAUUGUUUAUCGCACUUCUUGUACCGUCUUUAGUUUUGUUUGCAAGAGAAAUUUGGGGUGACAUUAAGGCAGCAUGGGCUAGACAUAUUUGCUCUUCUUGA